ACUCACAAGCGAACAACUUGAAACGUUCGGCGCUCACCGACUUUUCUUAUUCUUCCAGCUAAAGGCUUGAAGCUUGACGAGCCUACUUCACCAUGGCUAUUGAACCACUAUUUGGGACGAGAGCCCAACAGGCUUUCAUCAUCACAAUCGCAGUCCAGGCCAUUGUGGUGAUAACCAUGGUUGCGUUGACGUUCGGCAUAGUUCGAGCCGAAGUAGGAUCCUCCUUUGAGGAGCUUGGAUACAAGACAUUACCAUGCUAUCUGGCCCUUUUUAUUUUGGCAGAGAUAUUCGAAUUGCUAAUGGCAUUCGACGCUCUACGGUCACGGAACAUUAUCCAGCUCAUGGGGAUUGUUCUCUUUCAUGCAGCCCUCAUCGUUUUUUCUGCUCUCCAAAUUCACGAAACCCGCGUCGCUAUAUUUGGAUGUCAGGCUCCUUGCACCACAGAUCCCAAUGAUCUAUGGAAUAAGGUCCAACGUUUCCUGAUCGUCUCACCCUGUAUAAUUGCUGCAUCGUGGGUGUUUUUGAUAUUCUGGAUCAAGCAGCUGUACGCUGAGUUCGGAUGGGUUAUCUUCCAUGUCGUGGGGGCAAACCCAAGAUUCAAGUCCAUGUAUCAAUUCUAUCAGAUCUUCAUCUGCUUACUUAAAUUCGACUUCUUCUGUUUCGUGGGGGUGACUAUGCAGCUUCUUAUCGUUGUCCUCAGCAGCAAUUCUGCUGAGUUUGGGGUCACUGUCGCUGCAAUUCCUGUGGUUGUAAUUCUUUUGGCCGGCUGCGCACGUGCUGUCAAGCACGAAGUCAGGUGGAUGAUGAUGAUUGCCCUCGUGUUGAUGGUGGCUGCGAUGACCUAUUUAUACAAACUUGUUCGCUUCUACGAACCUUCCUCGGAGCAACAGUAUUAUUCAACUCGCGCCACAUUGACUGUCUUCACCGUCGUCGCCUUCCUGCUCCUCUUGUGCUCGUUCGCGAUAGGAAUCAAGUGCCUCCGUGACUUUGACAAAGGGCUCCAUGAGUCUAAGACGCAUGGUCAGUCCUACACCCCUGUCAAGACGCAGGUCAUCGACGUGUUCAGAAUGAGGGGCAUGACAGAGCGCCAGUCGUCAUAUUUCCCGGGCGGUGCUCCUCUUCAGCAACAGAUAUCCAUAGAGUGAUCUAUGACUCAUGCCCGGUACAAACAUCACAAUGAAUUGAGACUACGAUCAUGACGACAUGGACAAGAUUUGCUCUACAUAUGUAACGAUCUGCUCUUCGUCUUUUGGAAGUGGAGAUCUCCUUUGUGUUAUUUAGUGUUUUGGACUACAGCUUUUCGUAAUUCCUGUCACAAUAUACCCUAUCGAUUUCCACCGCUG
Molecule: messenger RNA, 1343 nt
Organism: Suillus paluster
Lineage: Eukaryota; Fungi; Basidiomycota; Agaricomycetes; Boletales; Suillaceae
Exons: 14
Coding region: 93-1145 (350 amino acids)
Cellular component (GO): Golgi apparatus
Source: RefSeq, a predicted model, not a curated record